Molecule: messenger RNA, 1533 nt
Organism: Benincasa hispida (wax gourd)
Lineage: Eukaryota; Viridiplantae; Streptophyta; Magnoliopsida; Cucurbitales; Cucurbitaceae
Product: vesicle-associated protein 2-2-like
Biological process (GO): endoplasmic reticulum membrane organization
Cellular component (GO): plasma membrane; endoplasmic reticulum membrane
Source: RefSeq, a predicted model, not a curated record
GAGAGAGAGAGAGAGAGAGGCCCCCGUAGGCAUCGUUACCAUUUUGCGAACCCAAAAAAAUUUUACUCCAUUUUUUCUUUGCUUUCACUUCUUCCCUUCUCUGCUUCCAUUUCCACUCAUUUUCCUCUUUCGAUUCUCAGCUCAGAUCUCUCCAACAAACUCCUCACCCACCCACCCCUUCUCCCUCUCUUCUGUUUGCUCGCUCAAGUUCGAAUUCAACCGCAUAAUCGCUUCAACUGGGUUGAAGUUCAUCGUUAAUUCAGCGGUUAGAGUCAUGACUAUGGAGCUUUUCGAAAUUCAACCUGCCGAACUUAAGUUCACUUUUGAGUUGAAGAAACAAAGUUCAUGCUUGAUACAACUUAUCAAUAAGUCUGAGCAACAUAUUGCUUUCAAGGUAAAAACUACAUCUCCCAAGAAGUACUGUGUGCGACCCAAUACUGGCAUUAUUAAGCCCAAGGAUACGUGUGACUUCACAGUCACCAUGCUAGCUCAGCGUACGGCUCCACCUGAUAUGCAAUGCAAAGACAAGUUCCUGGUCCAAGGCACAGUCAUCACCCCUGGAACAUCUGAAGAGGACAUCACAUCUGACGUGUUUGCAAAAGAUACUGGCAAGCACAUUGAAGAGAAGAAGCUGAAGGUUUUUCUAGUGAGCGCAACACCACCUCCUGUUUUGUUACCAAUUAAUGGAGAAUUGAAACUAGAUUCAAAUAAUGAAACUUCCAUGCCAAGAGAUAGAAUGCAGACAGGAGUUGAGAACAUACCUCCACCUCAUAACGUUGCAGAAGACUCCAAUGGACUCACCUGCAACCACAUAGAUGAACUUAGACCAGUUGAUAACCCAGUAUUGCUAUCUCCACCUUAUAAGGUGGCCGAGGGAGUUGAGAAAAUUGAUACUUGUAAAGAUUCUGAUGAGAAUAGAGCAGCUGAGGAUGUUUCAACAAGACAAAAUGAGGAUGUGGUAGCUGGACCAAUUGAGCAUAUUGAAACCACGCCAGCUGAGGGAAUUGAGGAAUCAAAACUAGCGAAGGUUCUACCAGAGUUAAACUUAACUAAAGACUUUCAAGAGCUGAAAUCAAAGCUAACUCUCAUGGAUGCAGAACUACUAGAGGCUGAAGCUACCAUAAUGAGGCUGAAAAAGGAGAGGAUGGUAACAAGUAAAGAGAGGGAAAUGCUCAAGCGUGACUUGGAGACAUUGAGAAAGACUGGCCAAAGAAGUAUCCAAGUAGGCUUCCCCUUGAUGUAUGUUGUGAUGGUUGCUUUUAUCAGUCUUCUUGUUGGAUACUUCGUCCAUCCUUAGCAGCAGCAGAACAAAUCAAUGGGGGCGCCAUCAGGUAUUGUUGGAAAUAUUUUCUUUUUAAGAUUAUGGACUGGGCUGCUGUCUUUGAUCAGAUCGAGAGGAGAAUCCAAUAGGCUCUCUGUGUAGUCCAAUUGUUUUUGGUUGUAUAUUGACUUGAUGUGUGCUUUUUUAUGAUUAUAUGUAAAGCCUUUUUCUUAUAUAUAUAUAAAAUAAUUUCUUCUCAUUAUUUCAUCCAA